Molecule: messenger RNA, 1200 nt
Organism: Chlamydomonas reinhardtii
Lineage: Eukaryota; Viridiplantae; Chlorophyta; Chlorophyceae; Chlamydomonadales; Chlamydomonadaceae
Exons: 2
Coding region: 29-820 (263 amino acids)
Source: RefSeq, a predicted model, not a curated record
CUAUAGCCCUGCCUGGAACUGAAGGGAGAUGUCGGUGAUUGAGCGAACCUACAUUUUCCAGCAAAGCCGCGCGGAGCUCGCGGCCCUGAUUGAGCCGCAGCUGUUUGAAGCCAUCCAUAACAGUGAGCAGUUCCGCUCUCCGCUUCCGGGGCGGUGGCAGUUCGGGCUGGUGAACAAUGAGAUGUUCGUCGACCUGCGCCUGGCUCUGGACGGGCCGGGCGUGCUGCACGCCAUCCACGACGACGGCCUGAUCGAGUUCCACUACCGGGUGCGGGCCACCGGAAUGCACCGCAAGCACUGGGUGCUCCCCUGGAAGUGGGGCUGGCGCGAUGUGCAGCGCGAGACCAUCGCUACCGCCACGCUUGUGGUCACGCUGCGCCUGAGCCUCACAGCCGGCCCCAUCAAAGAGGCAGCCUGCACGGUGUCCGGAUCCGGCCGCCUGCAGGAUACUGCCGUACACUACGACAUGGUCCCCGUCAGCCUUGUCGUACUGGCGGCGGGCGGCGCGCUGGUGGGCGGGGCGCUGUACGGCGCAAUCGCUGACGCGAUCCGUACCGCCGUACAGUCAAAGGCAAUGGCGGUGGACGUGCAGCGGAGCGUGAGCGUGCCGCUAUGGGACAAGGUGAUCGUGGCGGCGGCGGCCGCGGGCGUGCCGGCCCGGGCGCUGGCGUGGGUUGAGCUGGUGGAGGGGGGCUCGAGUGUGCGGGGCGAGGGCGGCGCACGGCUGCUGGUGGAGGUGGCCUGGCGGGCCAAGGUGUCCGCUGCCCUUGGCGCGGUGCUGCAGGUGGCGGGCAUGGUGGCGGGCCGGCCGAUCGUGUGAGGAGGGAGGUGUGCCGGCUGGGACGUGGGAUUGAAGUGCGCGCCUGGCAACUGCUGACGAGGUGGCAGGAUGGAGGCGGUACCUGGCGGUGGAAUGGGCGGAUGUGAGCAAAGGUAUGUAUGGUGGGAUAUAGUGUAGUCAAGUGCAUACCGUACGUGUAUGUGGACUUGUGCAAGCACUUAGUGUGGUGGUUCGGCAUUUAAUCCGUCGCCAUGUGAGGACCAUGCAUGCCUGACACCUGUGCGAGUGCGGGCUGGCCAGUCAAAAGGGAGGUGGCGCGGUUGCAGGCAGCCUUGCGCAUACGGGACCCACCACUGACGGGAGUAGCUGCCUGGGGCUGACUGGCCCAGGGUUGCUGCAGAGUAUCAUAGCCACUGCUG